Anguilla anguilla (European eel) is the source of this 2092-nucleotide messenger RNA. It is a transcript of the gene ap1s3a, whose product is annotated as adaptor related protein complex 1 subunit sigma 3a. Bases 841 to 1305 code for a protein of 154 amino acids. Gene Ontology annotation, molecular function: clathrin-cargo adaptor activity. The transcript has 5 exons. Gene Ontology annotation, cellular component: intracellular membrane-bounded organelle; AP-1 adaptor complex; membrane coat. The record is from RefSeq and is a predicted model, not a curated record. Lineage: Eukaryota; Metazoa; Chordata; Actinopteri; Anguilliformes; Anguillidae. Gene Ontology annotation, biological process: intracellular protein transport; vesicle-mediated transport.
CACAACGUGACAGCUGUGCAAAAGCUUGUCCUAACCGCUCGCGCUGCCUUCAGUAUCUUUACCGUGUAUAAGGACUUUGACAACAACUGUGAAGUUCAGUCUGUAUGUGUAUUGAAAAAAAAAAAUAUCGAACUUAAAUGAAUAUGUGGUUGAAUAGUUUCAUCAACGGUGUUCUCGGAGAAGAUGAAUAGUUUGAUCAGAGGCGUGUUUAGUGUGGGGGGAGAGCUUGCUCAGGGUUUGGUUUACUUCGUUUGUCAGUUUGCAAAGGAACGUUCUAAAAGUGUGCGGAUAAGGUCAUAGGACCGUGCGGUCGGACCAGUGUAAAAGCUCCGUCUAUGGACCGCACCUAGCUCAAACAUUUUCACAAUCGAGGUCAACACUUUCUAGUGAAACAUCCGAUGACCUUUGUCCCGGCAUUCAGAGAUUGUGAAAAUUCGGUCCUUACUGUGUGUGGCAGUUCUUUUUUUAUUUAUUUUUUGUAUCAUUGGUAUAACAUUUGUAUUGGGGAGCUUUACACGUCGAUUUGAUGAAAGCAACGUAUCUAGAAAUGAUAUAACGUGCACCAGAGAGGAUGAAGGGUGGCAGGGUAGAUACGAAGUGCUUUGCAAACAGUGCACCUUGCCCCCCAUGCAGCCUGACAGGUGUGCACCAAUCCGGGGUCCGAAUGGCUGUGAUGGGCGGGGCGAUCCAAUGGUCAAAUGCCUAGGGGGGAGGAGUUUAGCAACUUUCUGUUUGUAGAAUUCCUGGAAGGGGAACUAUGCUGCCUUAUCGGAUCGACGAGAAGCAUAAAGUGCUCAGUAACGCGUGUUAAAAUCAGAAGGACCUCCACUGGAUUAAAACAUGAUGCGUUUCCUGCUGCUGUUCAGUCGGCAGGGGAAGCUCCGGCUGCAGAAGUGGUUCACGCCCCUCACUGACCGCGAGAAGAAAAAGAUCAUCCGCGACAUGAUCACGAUGGUCAUACCCAGAGUGCCCCGCUCCUGCAACUUCUUGCACUGGAGAGAUAUGAAGAUUGUUUACAAGAGGUAUGCCAGCCUGUAUUUCUGCUGUGGGCUGGACGAUCAGGAUAAUGAGCUGCUGGGUUUGGAGGUGCUGCACCGUUAUGUGGAGCUGCUGGACAAAUACUUUGGGAAUGUGUGUGAGCUGGAUAUUAUCUUUAAUUUUGAGAAAGCCUACUUCAUCCUGGACGAGUUCCUGAUGGGGGGGGAGGUGCAGGAGACCUCCAAACUGACCGUGGCCCAGUCUAUGGAGGAGUCUGACCUGCUGCAGGAGACAAUGGAGGAGUACGUGAACAAACCCACCUUCUGAAAUGGGGAAGACGAUGCACUGCAGUUGUAUGUCGGUGAACCUACUGAAUUCUGGGUAACGGAAACCAUUUUGAUCCACAGGAUAUGUAUUUGUGCAUAUUCUUUUGCACACCUUGAAGCCAACUUCCAAAACUUCAGGCCGUAAACCAGCUGGUUUCUAAUUAUUUUGUAAGUGUGAAAAUCUUAUUAACAUGAAUUUAUUAGUAUUUGUGUUAAAGUCAUUUAAAGGUUAUUUUUUGUCAUUUGAAAUGAGCUUUGGGAAUAUAAUCACUGGGGCAAAUAAUUAUUUGAAAUAAGUUUAAUUGUUCAAAUAGCAUUACACUCCCUCCAGAUGAAAUAUUUCAGCCAGUAGGUUAAUAAUGUUUUGUAUGUAUUAUCCAUGUACUGGUCUGGUACAUGGAUAAUGUAUGAAACUGAGAGCUGUCUGCUGUUGAGCUAUUUACAUACCGUUAAUGGGUUAUUAGACUCAAUGUUCCGAGUUCAAUUAUAAUUAUGGUUACUAAUGAAUUCUUCACUGUUAAUCUUCACUAAUCACUAUUAUUUCAACAGAUAUUUGUGCUCCUUACAACCAUGAUCACCCCCCUUUCCUUAUGAACCCCCUUCUUUCAUGCAAAGCAUUUUCCUGGGAAAGGCCUGUGUCCCUCUCAGUAGGCCUCCCUGUGACCCUGUCAUUACUGCAGUCCCAUAGGAGAGCUCUUCUCCACAGAGAAAAUGAAGGUCUUUUAUUUUAAAGCUUUUGUUUAUUUUCAGUUGUAAUAAAUUUAAAAUAAAUAUUUUUAUAUGAAAAA